Messenger RNA from Iphiclides podalirius (scarce swallowtail), 1026 nucleotides. Lineage: Eukaryota; Metazoa; Arthropoda; Insecta; Lepidoptera; Papilionidae. The record is from the annotation of a GenBank genome assembly.
AUGGCUAACACUCAGUUCGCUCUUACAUCAAAACUGCAUGAAAAAUAUAUAUGUUCUGGUUUAAGUAAUUUGCAACAAAAUGGGGAAUUGGUUGACAUGACUUUAGCAGCAGAUGGACACUUGGUGAAAGUCCAUCAAGUGAUUCUAGCUCUAGCUAGUCCAUACAUAAAAGAUCUCAUCUCUUCAGCGCAAUGCCAACAUCCAGUAAUAUUUUUAAAUAAAAUAUCAUACACAACUCUCUCAGCAAUGCUAGAAUAUAUUUACACGGGAGAAGUCCUUGUCACUGUUGAAAAUUUGGGCGAAUUGGUUGAAGCAGGAAAAGAGCUACAUAUCAAAGGCUUGGAGGAUAUGCACCUGCACACAGAACUGGUCUCGAAAACCUACAGCCCUCAAAGCACGGAGGAUGAUGCGAAGAAAACGUUGGACGGUGAACUGUUCCUGGAGAUGACAAACAGAGAGAGCGACAAUCUUGCAGAAGAGACAGUGUACGACGAUAAGCACAUGACCAAUAUUGAAACGACAGAAGCCCGUGGCCAACAGGAGACGCAUUCAUACGAAGACCCCAUGGAAGAGGAAAGCGAGGGACCAAUAGAGUGCAUAAAGGAGGAAGAUACCUUAGAUGAGCACCUCAGCGAAAGUUUGCAACGAGUGGGCGCCUCCAAAGUGAAACUGAGCACAGCCGACAAGAAAAACGCGGAGGGCACCUUGCAGUAUACCGUGUCCAACCAGGGCUCCCUCCAGAUGAUCCUCAACCGCUACAUGUACUACCUGAAGUACACCAACCGGAACCGCUCGAAGCAGUGGCGGUGCGUCGACUACUUGAAGAGCGCCAGGUGCCCUGCCCAUGUGGUCACCAGGGAUGAUGUCGUCAUCCAAAGGACCGCGGCUCACACGCACCCGUUCCACGACCAGCGGAUCCUGAAGAAGGUGAGGGCGGGCGCGGUGUUCUCCGCGAUAGUGGAGGCGGAGAAGGAAGGGGAGAACAUCAUAAAGGGCAGGGGAGCGGAGUCGGGAGUGCAGAGCGAA